This is a messenger RNA of Magallana angulata, 4397 nucleotides long. RefSeq lists its product as uncharacterized. The transcript is spliced from 5 exons. The coding region runs from base 330 to 2747 and encodes 805 amino acids. The record is from RefSeq and is a predicted model, not a curated record. NCBI's taxonomy places the organism in Eukaryota, Metazoa, Mollusca, Bivalvia, Ostreida, Ostreidae.
GUGAAGGAGAGAAGUGUGGUGAGUAUGAUAAGAGAGCCGAGUGAGGCACGGGCGUCUGCCGUUUAUUUCUGGAAUAUUAGCCAGCGCUCGUGCGCCAUUGAUCAGAUUCUCUGCUCCCCAGCGGUGGAAAAAUUGUCAGAAAUUUUCUCAGAAUUCCAGUCUGUUUUAUGCAAACCACGCAAACAGUGUCAGCCACUCAAUUCUGCGACAAAAAUCUGCAUUGAUCCACCGAGGAGGAGAAAAUAGUAAAUGUGACGUCACAAUCGGCAGGUGCCCGUUUUCCGACCAGAAUAUAUAUGCCGCUCGAGAAUUUAUAAGAUCUCCUAAAAAUGGCGGAAGAAGUUAAUAUGGAAAAUUUCGAAGAGAAAAUAACCUUCGGAGUUGAUUUGGUCGAGGCUGCUUUGAAACAACUGAGGAUUAUAAACACUAUAGAAAACGACAACCGAUUUUGUGAUGACAAGUUUAUACAACGCGCAGUGCAAAGGUACGAAAAAUACUGGCUCCCUCUAGCGGCCGAAAACAAGGAUAAGAUUUUGCCAGCGCCACUGGACGUUGAAUGGGUGUGGCACUGCCAUUUACUUACGCCCGUGAACUACGACGAGACUUGUCGUGAAAUGUUCGGUCAAGCGAUCGAUCAUAAACUCUUCUCCAGCGCUGAAAGAGAAAAAGAAAUUUCAGUUGCCAAGAUCCUGUGGAAGGACAAGUAUCCGGAUGUUCCGUUUGACGUGGAGGAAAUUCCGGAAGAAGUUUCUGAGUUUGAAAGUAAGAUAACGUACGACCUUCCAGGUGCUGCUAAACGACAGCGAGGUUUUAAUUACCAGGUGUCUUUGCCACAUUUUAAAGACAGAAAAUAUCUUGAGGACGCCGUCAGGCGAUACAAGAAAAUGCUUUACUUGAAACUGAAGAACCCGGGGGAAUUUUUGGUUCCAUGUUACGACAUGGACCUCGUUUGGCACUCGCAUCAACUUCAUCCGAGUGUUUACAAACAGGACACAGAAAAAGUUCUUGGGAAAAUCUUCAACCAUGAUGACUCCGUCGUUGAUAGAAAUCUAGGAUCAAAGCUGAACAAAGCCGACGAGAAAACGCGGAAUCUUUGGAAAGAAACCUUCAAUGAGAAUUUUUCGAAGGCAGGAGCUAUGUUCCGGGGGGAUCCGCCCUACGACUCUUUGACACCUCCGACUAAAGAAGAAGUCCGGGCAUUCUCGACCAAGAUUGCAAGCAUUAACUUCGAUUACGUAGAAAUAGAGGGAUUACCCGAUGAACUGAGAAAGUUUAAAAUUAAAAUCCACUUGAUGGCGAAUGAGAGGGAAGGCCCACAGGUCGGGGCGCUUAGGGGACCAAACAGGAAGUGGGACAAGAAGAAAAAACUCAAUUUCACUUUUGACACAAAAUCAUACAAUAGCAUUAAAUUGACCCUCCUUGAAAUUCACAAACCUCUCUGCGUUUCGACUUCAGAGCAACUUGGUCAGUGUGUGUUUCAAAUGUUGGAACACGUGGAAAACGCACCUAUCGAAAACGAGACUGAAAUUUCGGAGAUAUUGACAGUAGAUGAGGAACGGCAGAUUCGUAUACAAAUAAAGGCAAGCUUAAAACUUACGGCAAAAAUCGGACCCUGUUUACUUUUCCUGAAAAACGGGAAUUACGAUAAUAGAAUCUGCAUCAUGCCUGAACAUGUAAAGCAAAUGUGGGGACCAAUUCCGUUACCAAGGUUACCGACAGGAAAAGACAACCAAUGCAUUGUUGCAACACACAAAUUUCUGAAUCAUAAUGGGGAUUUGACCUUUACUUGUCGUGUGAUACACAGCCUUCCUCUCCUAUUGUCCGCCAUUCAAGUGUUCUACCACGACAAAAUGGCGGCUGUGGGUCACGUGAUCAGCACAGAUCAACUUCCGCUGUCCUCAGAACUAGUCGAGCCAAAGAACUGCCCCGCAAUAGUCCCUCUGUCUGGACAGAGAUCAAUUCUGAUUAAGAACAAGGAGGGAGACUGGGGCAUCAUAACGGGACAAUGGACGGGAUUCCGAAGGGGCAAAGGGGGCCUACCAGGAAAUAAGCAAAAUAAAGGGAGAAGAGGGGUCCCCGGAAGCCCUGGAACACUAAGCAUCCGGUUUUUCAAGUGCAUCCGGAAUAACUGGGAUGAGCUUGCUUUGCCCUACCUUACAAAUGUGUUUAAAUUUCAUCUUCAUGACGUCGAUGUUGACCUGGAGCAUGGCGUCAUUCAAAUUGUCUCAGAAACAAAUGAGAUUGCGGAAAACUUGACUCUGGCAUUUAGCGUAGCUCUGUUGCAUGUGCUUUGCCAGCCGCGACCUUUAACCCCGGAAGGAACAGGCGCCACGGCAAAUUCGGGAACUCCAAUCAGGGGGUCUAAGGAGAUUAAACAUAUACCAUCGGAAGACCUCGGACUUGUAGUUGCAGCCGGAUACACAGAAAAAACGCCAAAUAACCAGUAUAUAUACAGAAAACAUGGCGCCGAGGGAGCUUCCGGAUCUAAAACGGACCAAAAUGGCGUGGGAUACAUGUACGCCAUUGAUCCUGUGGACGUCAUUGAGUCUGCAGCAGAGGAGACUCCGGCGACUGAAAAUCAUACUGACCCGACAGACGAAAUUCGACCUGCUACGGAAACUGCUGCCGAAAACGGAGACCACCAGACGGAUAUUCCAGACACGGCCGGAUGUGGCGGUUGCGGAGGAUGUGGAGGUUGUGGGGGUUCGUGUGGGAGCUGCGGUGCCUGUGGUGGCUGCGGUGGUUAAUUGGCAGUGAUCUACGUACAUUUUAGAUUGCUCCUUUACACAUAGUCUGACUAAUUAUUAAUAUGUUAGGGAGUAUACAUGUAAGCAGUACAUUGUACAUGUACUUUUAAAUAAAGUAGCUGAUAGACAGCUAGCAUACAUGUAUGGAUUAGCUUAAUCUACUACAAAGUAUUAUCUUAAUUUAGGAUAUUUGAUUUAUUCGUCACAUAUGUGUACAAACCGAUGGCUUAUUUACGGUACCGUAGUGAUUAAUUUGUUAAUUGAUUAAGACUUUUUAAAAUUUAUUUUAAUACUAGUAUAUCAAUAUGUAAAGAAGAACAAAUAUAAUUGAAUUUGAAAACUUUUGAGAAUAACAAAAGAAAAAAAAAUCGUAUAUUAAUUUUCUGUCCCCUAUGGGGAAGUUGUCAAUAUAUGUAAGAUAAUUAUACAUAAAAUAUAAAAAGAAAAUGAAUAUGCGAUACAAAAUUAAAGUUUUGAUUUUAUAUAUUCAAGUAUACAGAUUUAAAAUCAGUAAUUAAUUGUUUCUCUAUUUCUCCAAAAAAUUGCUUGAUGCAAUGUUUAUAAUUAGCUUUUUAUAUGGCAACUUUAAUUCUAUAGUUGUUAUAAUAAAUAAUUUGUUCAUGUUCAUUAAUGUCUUCAUUGUACUUUUGUAGCUGCAGGUCUGCAAUUUACGGCGCACAAAAAAUUGCGCUAGUUUUGGACUGGUUAACCUUAUUUACACACAAAUUCAGUGAAAACAAUUAGUACCAUUAAAUUCUUCAGACAAUUUACUACUGAUAUUGUUACUUUACUUGCCUCAGACUUUCUUUAACACAUGCUAAGUAACCGACCUCGGAAAAUAAAGUAUUAUAUUAAUUCACGUCGAGAUCGAGAGUCGCCAUUUUUACAUGUAAACAAACUGCACCACUUCACUUUACAGGGCUGGUGAUCGUGUUUAAAAGAAUAUCAGAGGCAAGUGAAGUGACGAUAUCUGUAGUAAAUUGUGCGAGGAAUUUUUUGGAAUCAAAUAUUUGUACAGAAUAUGUUCGGAAAUGAGAUUAAUCAGUCCAAAACUAGCGCAAUUUUUUGUGCGCCGUAAAUUGCAGUUUUUUUACUAUGGGAGGCACUGUAGCUCCCAGGUCGUCCAUCCGAAUGUUUUCAGACCGGGAGCUACAAACCUGCAGCUAUGUACUUUCGCUGUUAAUUUUCGUGGAUUAUUUCUUAAUUAAGUAUUCAAUGUAUAACGACCACAUUUUGCACCUAAUAAAUGAAUGGCCCGAUGAUCUUAAUCAUGAUUAUAUCAUUUUGCAGGUGUUAUCAAAUAAAAAUGCUCCACCAUAGGAAUUUUCAGAAUUUUGAUUAUGGUCCAAUUUAAUACACCUUGGAUUUUGCAUUGAAGUCUAUGGGCAACUUAUGUUUUAUUAAGAUAUUGUAGAAAGUAACUUAAAAUUCGUUAACUCUCCUGAUUAAUACAUACAUAAAUUUUCUCUUUGUCAAAAUAUGAAAUAAAAUGAAUCAUUUACCGCAGAUAUUUUGACGAAAUUAAAUUUUUCUUUUUUUCAUAAAGGGGAAAUAACUCUUUAAAAAAUUUUAAGGUGCAAAAUAUGUUGUCAGUCAAUGUGAAUUUGGUUUAUUUCACUUUCAAUGUUAUCUAGGAAUACAUAUUAAACU